AUGGCAGAAGAACAACAACAACAACAACAACAACAAGAAAACUUAUCAACUGAACAAUUAAGAUCGAUUGGUGGUAGUACAUUCGUAGAUAAAUUUGAAGAUAUUUAUGAUCUUGAUAAAUUAAUUAAUCAUGGAGAAUUUGCUGAUGUAUAUAAAUGUCGAUUAAAAAAUCGACAGACAAUGAGAGCUGUUAAAUGUAUUCCAAAACGCGGUAAUAGAAAAACUCCACUUAAAAAUGCUUCACAUGUUACACAACUUGAUCAUCCAAAUUUGGUUGUUCUUCGAGAAAUUGUUGAAACACCAUCACAAAUUUAUAUUGUUCAAGAUUAUAUCGAUGGACCGAAUCUUUUUCAAAAAAUUGGCCAAACGGAAGUUUAUACAGAACACGACAUAUCGAAAUAUUGUUCACAAAUAUUAAAAGGACUUGAAUAUAUGCAUGAACAUCAAGUUUAUCAUGGAAAACUUCAUGGUGAAAAUAUUGUCAUUCGUAAUGUUGAAAAUGAAUCUAAAUUAUGUCUUGUUGAUUAUGCUUAUUCAAAUUUAUGUACACGUGAUGCAAUUACUCUACUUGUAAAUGCUUCACCAAGUUUUUGUGCACCUGAACUUCUACGUGGUGAUCCAUUUUCUGCAUCAUCGGAUAUGUGGCAAUUGGGUAUAUUGGUUUAUUUUUGUCUUACGGCUUCAUAUCCAUUCCAUGGUACACAAAAGAAAAUUUUUCAAAAAAUUCUCAAUGGUAAUAUUGAAUACAAUUCAUCUGAAUGGGAACAUAUAUCAGCAAAUGGAAAAAGUUUUGUAAGUAAACUUCUUAAAGUAAAUGUUCCUGAACGUCUUACAGUCAAACAAGCUUUUUCUCAUCCAUGGAUUCGUGAAAAAGUUUAUCGUGCAGAAACAUUAAGUGAAGCUCAAGCAAAGAUUGCUACUGCUCAUCCAAUUAUUGUUCAAACUGAACCAAAUCCUGCCGAUACACAAACAGAAGAAGAUGAUUUAGAUAAAAAUGAAGAUUAA
Adineta steineri is the source of this 1005-nucleotide messenger RNA. NCBI's taxonomy places the organism in Eukaryota, Metazoa, Rotifera, Eurotatoria, Adinetida, Adinetidae. The record is from the annotation of a GenBank genome assembly.